UGUAUUUGUUUUUCUUUCCGAGCCGUCCGAGUCGAAAGCCGAUGCCGAUGGAAUUUUAUUCUCAAUUGCCCAAAAUUGAACUGCACGCUCAUCUCAAUGGCUCACUCAGCAACAGUACGCUUGCCAAGCUGCGCGAGUUUAAGUACGGCAAAGCGGAUGCGGUCGUUGGUUGCGAUGAUGGCUUUUACAAAAUUCUCAACGGCGAAACGCUUUCCCUCGAGAAGUGUUUUAAAAAAUUUCAAUAUGCGCACGAUUUGACCGACUCCUGCGAAUCACUCGAAAUGGCCACCCGGCUGGUUAUAAAGGAGUUUGCGGACGAUAACGUAAUAUAUCUGGAAAUUAGGACAACUCCCAGAUCGACGUGUAAUAUGUCAAAACGGGAGUACUUAUCCACGGUGCUUAAUGUGAUGCGAAAUAUGUCCGUAUCUCACCCAACCAUUAUGGUCAAACUGUUACCAUCGAUCGAUCGGUCCAAGGGUGUCGUUGAAGCAGAAGAAAAUGUCGCUUUGUCGAUUGAACUUGACUCUGUGUACCCUAACAUAAUCGCCGGUCUCGAUCUGAGCGGAAACCCUUUCGGAACGAAAUUUUCCGAUUUCGCGCCAGCGCUGCAGAAGGCACGGACGCACGGAUUCAAGCUGGCGUUGCACUGCGGAGAGUUUGAGGAUGAACAGGAAGUGAGAGAAAUGUUUGUCAUCGGCGUAGAUCGCAUCGGACACGGCACGUUUAUUUCUGGAGAAAAUCUUGAGUUUGCCGCCAAACACGCUAUUCCGUUCGAGUGUUGUCUCACGAGCAACGUAAAAUGCAAGACCGUCCCUUCAUACAAGGAACACCACUUUGGGAAACUCCUGAAACGAAAUCAGCCCGUGUGUGUAUGCACCGACGAUUUUGGUGUGUUCGAAACGAGCCUCUCUCGAGAAUUGGAAAUAUGCGCCAAAACAUUCAACCUUUCCAACGAACAAGUGUACAACCUUCAACUGAAAUCGGUAGACUUUACAUUUUCCAGGGAAGAGGAGAAAAUUCAGCUGCGUAGAACGUUGAAUCAGUUUAAAGCACACAUGAUUGUAGAUUUCUGAAACUAUUAUCGCAGAAGACUAGAUGAAUUGAAAAACGCUUCAACUUCACAUACUAAUUGUAAGUUUCGAUUAGUCCACACACCAUCACUCAUAAACCCUUUAAUUCCGGACCAACUAUUUCAAAACCUACUUCAGUGAGCGACAGAUAUGAGGAAACAAACAUCAAGUAAUCUGCGUUUUGCCUACUUUCAAAAAUGUUAGAUUGAUUUCGUUUGAGUUUCUUCAGGCUUUGUAACGAUGAAAAAAAUUAAGAUUUAAGUGAAAACAUAGUCGUCGCUAUCGUGUGAAAAAAAUUGAGCAUUCCAUUGAAACAAAUUUAAAAAAAUCCAAAAUCAAAUCUUUCACAGCCAUGAAUCAUUACAUGUUACCAUGUUACUGAUAUUGUAUUACUAGAUUCCUUAGAUUUUUGGGAAGAGGCUUGGGAAUUGAAAAUCAACAUUUUUUCUUAUUUUCCUUCAAAAGUUUUUGUUUUCAUUGUAUUCCGCUUUCUUUAUUUGAAAACUCAGGAAUUUGCUUUGGAAUACGCACAUCAUCGCAUGACAAAAGACUUACAGUAAAAUUCCAUUUUAUAAGUAGAAAUCUUUUAGAACGUGAUGAUAGCAUGUGCAUUUGGAAGUUGUUGAGAUGACUCUUUGGCUAGUUUAUAAUGCAAUAUCUUUGUUUUCUCUUUUCCCCAUUUGUAAAGAACUAAGCUUGUUUGUUGUAAUUAGAGGUGAUUUUUAAAUUAUGCAAACAGUGGUGUGGAUCACCAAAGUUCACCAAUCUUCCCGAACAAAACGCAUGAAAUUAAACCCAAAGCACAGAUCCUAUAGGAAUUUCCGAAAGUUGUCACUUAGCUAUAUGUUCUGUUUCAAGGAAAGCAUCGCUAUCACCCUCGUCUCAGAUUGAUUUAGAUGAAGAUGCACAAAGAUAGACAACUCUCAUUGGCUUAAAUCUCCUGUGGCGCUUAGAUGCAUCAUUAACGUAACGUGAAUUUUACAUUUUAUCUGUUGUACAUGUGAUCUUCCAAACGCAACGGAACAGCACGGACAUUACACCGGAGAUGGGCACCCCACGUAACGGAAAUUAUAUCUGGUGACAGUACUUCGUCCCACUUCUCUAAUUUAAUAUCUGGCCAUAAACUGCAUCAAAAUGGAGGCUCCUUAACAACAUUAUUGAAAGUCGCCCAAAACCUUCAACGCUAGCAUACCAAUCAUUUGCACAUCUCUAAAUUCUAAUUGUCUGGUUCCCUUUGGUAGCAUGACGGCACAGGAUAAUACAAGUACAACCCACUA
Molecule: messenger RNA, 2347 nt
Organism: Anopheles bellator
Lineage: Eukaryota; Metazoa; Arthropoda; Insecta; Diptera; Culicidae
Gene: Ada
Product: adenosine deaminase-like protein
Exons: 6
Coding region: 42-1073 (343 amino acids)
Biological process (GO): inosine biosynthetic process; adenosine catabolic process
Molecular function (GO): adenosine deaminase activity
Source: RefSeq, a predicted model, not a curated record